CCAAUUUCCACGCUCAAGCCGGGGGCUGGGGCCAGGGGUGCAAAGGGGACUAUCGGACUGACACGGUUUCUCGGCACGGCAAGUGUCAGUCAGUGGGGAUCUGCGACCACGUCUGUGGUCUCAGUGAUUCACCAUUGCGAUAUUCACAAUGUUACCGAUGACUUAGUUGGUAGCCAUGUUGCCCGAUUAGCGAAGUUCGAAGCAGUCUAGACUCCAACGGGCUGUAUCAGCUCCAGGCCCCGUGUAUGCAGAGCUUCUAUUUUCAUUUUAGAGGGUACGCUGAGCUAGACCGAGCUCUCUACGCUGAGAGCUACGGACUCUCUACGCUGAGCUUUACGCAUCAAUAUGUUGGAAACACUUUCAGGACGCAGCUUGUGACAAUGUCGGCAAGAAACAGAGCUCGCUGGAGGCAUUUCUUCGGACUACUGGCCGCUUUGUGCCUUACCAAUGUCGUGCUGCAUGCCAGCGGCGCGUACGGCCAAACGGCUGGGUUGGCCCUCGACCGCAACGGGUCUUCACAGGGGCGUCUGAGCCGAGAGCGAAAGUUUGCCCUUACGCAAACGACACCCGCGGCUGUGCGUUGCACUGCGGCCAAGGGCAAAUGGUGUGAGGACUUCCUGUUGCAAGAGGAGGUGCUGUGGAAGCCUGCUCCUCGCGGCUCCAAGGAGUGCCCCGACAACUGCAACAACGUGGGGCGCUGCAACUACGACACCGGCUACUGCGACUGCGCGGCGGGGUGGACGGGCGUGGGCUGCAAGACGCCCCAGAAGCGGCCGUGCACCAGUACCUGGAGGGAGCCAGAGGACCCUAGCAAGAUCCCCACCAGCCACAUAGGUCCCGACAAGCGAGACCUCAAUUGGACGGUGUGGUCCAACAUCCACAGCCGAUGCGGCGGCAUUUGUGACGACGACCUCGCCAUCUGCUACUGUGACGGCCAGGGCCCCAACCAGUUCGGUCGCAUCCCCGCGCCCCCGGGCUCGCCACCCGGAACCCCGCCCAUUCGUGUGGGCAGGCCGCUGGUCACCGAGUACAUGGCGCCAAACGAGACGUGGGACGGCAAGUGGGCGUUCGGCAGGCAGCCGUACUCCAAUGUGUACGGCCCGCAAGGAUACUGCAACGUCAGCAAGCCGGUGUGGGCGGCGGUGUGCAGCAUGGACGCGCUGGCCGGGCCCACCUGUGACGAGCCGCUGGAGUCGUUCUGCCCUGGCGCCUGCAGCGGGCAUGGCCGCUGCUACCUGGGCUACUGCUACUGCGACGAGGGCUACUACGGCCACGACUGUGCGCGGCGCAAGGCUGGACUGCCGCUUCUGCCAAGCAGCAUCCCCACCACGCCCUGGCUGGCGUCCGUGGUGCGCGAGCCGCCGGCAGCGCAGGAGCCGCCGCCGGUGCCCACCCGCAAGCGGCCGCUCGUGUACGUGUACGACCUGGAGCCCUUCUACCAGGCCCGCAUCCUGCAGUACAGGGUGUCGCCGCCCUGGUGUGUGCACCGGCAGCACCUGUACCCGGGCAACACCACCAGGUGGACGGACGAGUGGGUGUACGCAGUCGACACCCUGCUGCACGAGAGCUUCCUGAUCAGCGAGCACCGCACCUUUGACCCGGAAGAGAUGAUCAAUUUCAUCCGGGAGGUGCACACCUGGAUCGACACCAACUACCCCUUCUGGAAGCGGCGCCAGGGCCGGGACCAUAUUUGGACGUGGACGCACGAUGAGGGGGCCUGCUGGGCUCCCACGGUCCUCAACAACUCGGUUUGGCUGACGCACUGGGGGCGCAUGGAGCUCAACCACAAGUCUCACGGCCUUCCCGAGGACAACUACAACAAGGAGUUCAAGUCCGUCAACCAGCCUGAGGGGUACCUGGUCCACAUCCAGGGCCAUCCCUGCUACAACCCCCAAAAAGACCUGGUCAUUCCCUCCUUCAAGCGGCCCGAGCACUACCACAAAAGCGGCCUGGUUGGAAACCCGACACGCGAACGAGAUGUGUCCUUCUACUUCAAGGGAGAUGUGGGCAAGGGCAGGUUUCCGCCGUAUAGCCGGGGCGUACGGCAAGGGAUCUACAAGCUAGCAAAGGAGGGCGACUGGGCCACCAAGCACAAGUUCCUGAUCGGGGGCCGCAGCGACGUGCCGGGCGACUACAGCGACAUGCUCAGCCGCGCCAUAUUCUGCCUCGUGGCGGCAGGUGACGGCUGGUCGGGGCGCAUGGAGGACGCCAUGCUUCACGGUUGCAUCCCCGUCAUCAUCAUUGACGAAGUUCACGUCGUUUUCGAGUCCCUUCUAGACGUGGAUACUUUCUCCAUCCGCAUCGCACAAAAGGAUGUACCACGUAUUCUGGAGAUCCUGCAAGCCGUUCCCGAGCGCAAAAUUCGUUCCAUGCAGGCGCACCUGGGGCACGUGUGGCACAGGUUCCGCUACACCUCCUUGCCUGGUCUUGCGAAUGAGCUUGUUCGCGUGACGGAGGCGAACAAAAAGGCGCUGGGACCCGGCGCGGCUACCGCAAACGCCACAUUGCCUUCACGCGUGCCCCUGCCGCGCGCGUUCAAGGGCGAUCCAAGCGUGGAUGAUGCAUUUGGGACCAUCCUGCAGUGGCUGUAUUCAAGGAUCCCUUACACCCGGUGAAUAGGCGGUCGUUGAAAUGAUGUGGAGGCGCGCGGGGGGGAGGAGAGCGGCGGAGGGUAGGAGGCUGGGCGGUAGCGCACACAGCGUGCAUCGGACUAGGGUUCUUCUUUUCCAAGACAC
Chlamydomonas reinhardtii is the source of this 2735-nucleotide messenger RNA. RefSeq lists its product as uncharacterized. The transcript has 20 exons. Gene Ontology annotation, molecular function: glycosyltransferase activity. The record is from RefSeq and is a predicted model, not a curated record. The coding region runs from base 381 to 2615 and encodes 744 amino acids. NCBI's taxonomy places the organism in Eukaryota, Viridiplantae, Chlorophyta, Chlorophyceae, Chlamydomonadales, Chlamydomonadaceae.